GUGCUGUUCUUCAUGAUGCGUUGGCCUGAGCCCAUUAUCCAUUGGCUCCCACAACCCAGUACUGUGCCUGAGUAUGUCUCAGAAUCCAUCGACUGGGACUCUCUGCCUCAAGAACUCCCCAACCUGACCAGCCUUCUAUAUUGGCCUCCAACUGGUGAAGACAGGGAUGAUUUUUUGGCCUCUACCAGCCCCAGAACCACCACAUACUGCUUGAAGGGUUCAGCCCACACCACCUUUACUCUGGGAAGUAACCUAGAAGCCAUCCUUGUGGCUAGGGAUCACCGAGGAAGAGCUAAAGUUCANGGUGGAGAUCUGUUUCGGGCACAGCUGCUGGGCCCAGAAUUGAGAGCAGGAGUCCCAGGGGAGGUGAAGGAUCUNGAGAAUGGCACUUACCUCUUGUCCUUCCCCCUGCUCUGGGCUGGACGGGCCCAGGUGCAAGUGCGGCUGAUCCACUCCAGUGAGGCAGUUAGGGUCCUGCAAAGAGUCUGGAGAGAAAAACGAGCCACUGUUGAUUUUAGAGGGUAUUUCCGAGGAACAGAUGGCNCUCUAGAGACUGUCAUCUGUAACGUGGACCCCCAGUCAACUGGAGCCAAAGGGCCUACCUGCCAGUACAAGGAUGUGGUUUCUGGGGAGAGCUGGUUCUGUGCUCAACCNUCUACUUUGCCCUGCAAUGCUUUAGUGGGUCACUCAAGUGGAAGUUAUCUGAAGGUGACCACGUCACAUGAUGAAGCCCUGCUUGCUGGGUAA
Messenger RNA from Mus caroli (Ryukyu mouse), 747 nucleotides. The record is from RefSeq and is a predicted model, not a curated record. NCBI's taxonomy places the organism in Eukaryota, Metazoa, Chordata, Mammalia, Rodentia, Muridae.